GGCCUGUCUGUUUAGCUUGGGUUUCAUGCAUCUCCAGCCUUGACAGCGAAUAGUUAUCUCAGUACAAUGACUCGGUAACUUUUGUUGGAUACUUAACAAACCUCGCUCAUUUUCAUUUGAGGGGUACUUUGUCGAAACUAAAGGAAUCAGAGUUCAGGUUUCUGAUUCUGUACGUCGGCACGGACCGGGACACUCUUCUGUGUAAACUAUCGGAGAAUAUUGCAGCCCGUGAUGUUUAACCCGCACAUCCAUCAGCAACAUCAGCAGCAGCAACAUCAGUUUCACCAGCACCUCCGACAGCUGCAACAACUUUUCCAGCAGCAGCCUCCGCCGCCUCCUCCGCCGCAGCCGCCUCCGGCGCACCAUGUCCCGCAUCACCACCAAACACCGCGAGCCAUUCCUGUCCCUCCUCAGUCAGCCCCUCCUCCUCGGAUGGUCAACUUGUGUCAGGCGACACAGACAACCAUCAUCGCCCCCAAUCCGAUGCUGCAGGGUGCUCUACUGAUGCAGCAGAUGCAAGGUAUGCAAGGCAGCAUGCGGGGCUUCGGGAUGGGUGGCCAACAGUUCCGACAGUUCUUCACCGCAGGGACCAGGUCCUCCCUGCUCGGGCCAGUUCCCAUGGGGAUGGCCAUCAAGUCCCCCAUGAUGGGUUUCCCUGGUGGACGACCUUUCCACCACCACGCUCGCUUCUACAACGCCACCGCAGCAUCUACGUCUACCUCUGUCUCUACCACAGACGCUGCGGCUCGUCAGACAGACAGGAAGAGAGACGGCGAGCAGAUGGCAGCGGGAACCACAGACGACCAACCAGCAGCAGCUCAAAGCAGCAGUGAAGAUCCCGACAAGUCUCAAACAGAUAGUACUGUAGGAGGAGUGGAUGGAGGAGAGAUCUCAGAGAUCUCAGAGGAACAGCUUGAAGAACCUUCAGCAAAGCGGCAGAGAACAGAAGGGUGGGCAAACAGGCCAGAGGAACUUCAAGAUGAGUGUGUGGCUGAGGCUGGGACUACAGAUUAUAACAGUGAUGUAAUGGAUGCUCAGCCUGAAGGGUCUGUUUAUCUAGGCUGCAGCGUUCUGGAGGAUGAAAACUUUGAAGGGAGAUCAGAUGAUGACAAGGCACUGGAGGAUCUUAGUGCUGACCAGGUUUACAGCUGUACGUCGACCCCGUCUCCCUCAUGCGUGCUGAACGAAGACGAGCAGGUGGAAGAUUUCCCAGCAGAGGAGGCUUCGCAAGACAAAGACGCCCCGGCGGCUUCACCAGAGAACCAGGUUGAAGAGGAGGAAGCUGUGGCGGAGAGCUCCAACAAGUUCUAUUGCUACCUCUGCAGCAUCACCUGCCACAACCAGCAGAACUUCAGGAAUCACAUGAACAGCAUUUCCCACCAGCAGAGGAUGAUGGAAAUCCAGCACAUGAGCAACGCCUGCCUGGUUAGCCUGCUGCCUCGAGUUCAGGAGUCUCUUCAGGGAGCAAAUAAAGACGGGGAGAAAAAAGACUCGAAGCACUGGUGUGCCACGUGUCACACGCGCUUCACUUGUAGCGCCGAGGAGCACCAUCGCUCACAGGAGCACAAGCUCGCCAGUAGAAUCGACAUCUCCUUCUGUGCCGUUUGCAAGAAACACUUCAAGACCUCCGAGGACUUUUUAGAGCACUUGCACUCCCAGGAGCACAAACAGAAGCUCCAGGAUAAAGGCUGUGAAACUUUGACCAAGCUGAGCUCCCUGGACACUGGCGACUUCUUUCUAGAGAAGGGGGAGCAAGAAGAGGAGUGGCAGAAAAAUGAAGGAGAUGAACAGGAUGGCUGGUCCUCCCUUGAAGAAGGGAUUGAAAAUGAUGUGACCAAUGAGGAGCAGUAUGACCCUGACACCAUCUACGGAUCCAGUUUUUUAUAUCCAGUCGCCGGUUUCAUCUGCAGACUUUGCAACAAGUUUUACCUCCUUGAAUCUUCUGCCCUGAACGCUCACUGCAAAACACUGAAGCACUUUGAGAACCUCAAGAGGUACAGAGCGUUGCGGAGUCAACAAAGUGAAGCUUUUCAAUCUUCCAGAGAAUCUGUUCCACCAGCAGACAGCUCAAACCCUGCAACAGAAACCACAACAGACUGCUCGUUUGACACAAGCGCAGCCACUGAUCUUAACGUCAUGAAGCCAGUUGUUACGGUCGCCCAACUGAAAUUAAAGGAAGGAAGCCAACUGGAUGACAAACAAUCAGAAACUGACUCAGCCUCACAGGAUUUAGGCGUCUCAGCGACCGGCAGCCCAGAUGAAAACCUCAGCCAUCUCGAUGGGGAUGGAGACACCACAGCCCAGGAGGCUCCAGCUGAGAACGUCGGCUCCGAGACAGCGGCGGCUGCUGCUGAGGAAUCGAACAGAGAGGAGGAGGAGGUAGUUCCUGCUAGCCAAGGGAAAAAGAGCAGCACAGGGAAGGCAAAAACCCCCACAAAACGAAGGUCGGGGAGAUCCACAACUAGACGCUGAGUUCAAGCUACGAUAGAGAAAGGAAACCAUCUGAUGUGUUCUCUGGGACAGAAGAUGUUGGUCCAUUGUCUCCAAGUUAGAAAUUCAGAGGAAAUCAUGCACCAAUACGUAGGAAGAUUGGUUACUAAAUGCCAGUAAAAAAGAAAGGAUGGAUUAAAUUUCUCAGGCAGGGUGGGAAAUUGACAGCUGUUAAAAUUGUCAUCUGUGGGUAACACUUUUUGCUUUAUCUUACAGUUAAAUAGGUCUUUUUUAUUUUUGUGCAGACCGUAUCCUGUUCUCACUACCAGAAUACAGCAUCAGAUAAGUAAUUCAGCUUCACAUGAAUAAAAAAAGAAGGUCCUCAUGAUAAUUAACCAUCUACCAAAGUUCCUGUUUCAUAACUAACUGUUGACAUUUCGUCAUUGCCUUCUAUUUUUGGAGGGAUUGCUCACAAAAACGUUAAUUUUCCACCCUGCUGACCUCAAUUCAGAAGUUUAAUAUGAAGUCAUUGUCAGCUUUUGAUGCUUCUUAAACAAGCAUUUUGUUAAAAUCAGGUGUCGAAUGCUGUACUUGUGGUAAAGUGGAAACAUUUUCCACAUUGCUAACUGCAUAGCAAAUCCUUUUAGUAAGCUGAAAUGUAGAAUGUAACCUGAUGAGUGUUUGAUCAGGUGACAGCUGUUUAAAAGAAAAAGAAAAAAAAUGUGUUAAAUUUUAACUUUGUUUUCAAAUUUAAAUUUUUUAAUCUUACUAUAGCUUGCUUAGUGAAAUUUUGGGGACUAGUUUCACAUAAACAGACACGUCUAGAGUAAAAAUAUGACAACUUACGGCGGUCAGCAGCAGCUUUGUUGUCACUUCUUAAUUCUGAAGGAAAAUUAUAAGAAAUCUCUGACUUCGAGGGAUCUUAUUUGUUUUCAUUUGAGGCGGAUUUAAGCAGCUUCAAGAUCAGAAUCCAUGAAAAACAAAAUAUCUUCUGUUGGAUGGGUUGUAUUGGCAUCACAAAGGUUUUAUUCAGUUUGUUGUCUUGUUCCUCUGGAUGAUUAAAGUGUGCCUAUAGUUGGAGAGGAAAAAAAGACAUCAGAUGCACCUAUGAGCAUUCGCAGCGCAAAUACUGUGAUGGUGCGUAGUUGACACCAGUUUAUCAUUUAGUUUCUUUUCCUUUUAUAGAUUUCUGUUCUCUGGAAAUAAUCCAAAUUAAAUUUUCAUAAUGUGUGCUCAUAUAUAUAUUUUUAAUUUAGCAAACUAUCCCUGCAGGCUGUUGCCUCUGGUCUGAAGCACCAGUUAAAUCCAGUAGAUUACAAAAAGCGUGUAACUUCAUGUCAUUUCAGUGCUCCGAAAGGACAAAAGUGGGACAUUAGUGUGCUGAUCUGGAAACAUUUCAUCCUCUUCCAUGUUAGCAGAGGAUAUUACAGACCGGAAAAAGACUUGACACAUUUAGCAACUCGUGCACCUGUCACACGUUUAGUGUUUUAUUUCUGGAGGAACGAGGCGUGGUCUGAACUUUCCUUCUAGACUUUCUCAACCUGAAUGGAUCUGGAGCAAAAAAAAAAAAAAAGAAUUUCAAACACAACUAUGUUUCUUAUUGUAUUUUUAUUCAGCUACUGACAAAUUGAGACGAACGACCAGGUGAUGUUUUCUAACUGCUGGAGGUUUAAUGUAUUUUUGGAUGUUUGUUUUCUGUUUGCAAGUAAUCUUAAUUUAUAUUAAAAUGUCAGAGAAACCUCA
Molecule: messenger RNA, 4173 nt
Organism: Austrofundulus limnaeus
Lineage: Eukaryota; Metazoa; Chordata; Actinopteri; Cyprinodontiformes; Rivulidae
Gene: ciz1a
Product: cdkn1a interacting zinc finger protein 1a
Exons: 16
Coding region: 232-2472 (746 amino acids)
Cellular component (GO): nucleus
Molecular function (GO): nucleic acid binding; zinc ion binding
Source: RefSeq, a predicted model, not a curated record